This is a messenger RNA of Paraglomus brasilianum, 693 nucleotides long. Lineage: Eukaryota; Fungi; Glomeromycota; Glomeromycetes; Paraglomerales; Paraglomeraceae. The record is from the annotation of a GenBank genome assembly.
AUGUCACGCACUCGAGUUCGAGUUUUAAUAAGUAUCCUGACAAUUGUUUUAAUAUACCUUACGCUCCAAUACUCUUCCAAUGACCCAAAUACAGAUGCUUCCAAGGUCUCUGUCGAGCUGUAUGUAAUGAGCCAGUGUCCCGAUGCAGAAGAAUGUGAACGAGUAUUUCACUCAGUGAUGAGUGAAGUCAAUGACAUAGCGGUAAUAAGGAACGAUUAUAUUGGUGUUCUGGACCCUAAUGCGAAAUAUGGUGUGGCGUGUAAGCAUGGAGAUCAAGAGUGUUUAGGUAAUAUCCACGAGCUCUGCUUUGAAGCAAAUUAUCUCCCCACCAAACAGACCAAGUUUAUCGAUUGGCUAAGUUGUCUCAAUCGCGACCUCUUACAAAAGGGAGAUCUUGAGUACUCUCGUUCUUGUGCAUUAAAGGUCAACGUUGACUAUACUCCCAUCGAACAGUGUGUUAGAACACAAGGCCGUCAGUUGUUAAUCGAGAGCAUCAGAAAGACAAACGCUAAAGGAGUUACGAAAAGUUGUACGAUACAUCUUAACGGGAAACAAAGAUGUAUUAAGGAUGGUGAUUGGUAUGAUUGUCCAGGCGGACAUGAAGUUCAGGACUUUGUGAGAGAUAUUAGAAACGCAUAUGCAGGGAUGAAAGAAAGGACGAGGAUGAAUACGAGACUGUUCAACAUAAACUAA